UGAGACAUCUGUGAAUUAGUACUCGAAUUCAAGCGACCGUCAAAACAUCUUCCACGAAACUGAUCAAUUGAUCCGGUGAUUUUAACACUUAUGCAACGAAAAUUCACUGAUUGAUGAAGCUAUCCGCGACUUCGGCGCGUCCGUUGUUACGUGCAUACUCCACAGUGUCCAAACAUUAUAUCGACAUGAUCAACUCUGCUUUAAAGCCCGAGGUGGUGUUGUCAGAGAGCAAUCGUAAGGCUUGCAUCAGAAAAUUUAGAUCCAUGCAAUUUCCAAAGUUGCAUGACAAGGAUGUUACAGAAGCUGCCAUUUUGAUUCCAUUAUGCUCCUACAAAGGAGAAGUUGGUCUCUUAUAUACUCUGCGGUCCAUAAAACUCAGAUCCAAUGCAGGACAGGCAUCAUUUCCAGGUGGUAUGCGUGACAAGACCGAUGUCGAUCUACAGGAAACUGCUCUGCGAGAGACUUGGGAGGAGCUGAAGAUCCCUAAAGAUAAGAUCGACGUGUGGACCAUGGGAAAUUUUAUCAGCAAGACAAACGUCAACGUGAUGCCUGUGCUGGCUUAUGUUGGCGAAGUAGUGCCGGAACAAUUAGAGAUCAACCAUGACGAAGUGGAUGAGGCAUUCGUGAUCAGCUUACAAAAGUUGUGCGAUCCCGAGCUGUGUCAUUUCACAUAUUUUCACAAUAUCAAUCUCACCUUGCCGAAUUAUUUAGGCGGUAAACACCGUGUCUGGGGAUUUACCGGUGCCAUUACCCACUUUGUACUAGAGUGUUUAGUACCAGACGUCUAUAGAAACAAGACCUCUAAUGUACAAUCGCUCAGGAAAAGUGAGCAUGGAGAGACGGAAACGAAAAGGACUUCUCAACAAGAUGCAACACGAUCGAAAAUAUAAAGACACUGAAAUUUAGGUGUUCAUAUUACGACGCUGUAGCUUUUUAUUUGUUUUCUAUUUUUAAACGAAGUUAAUGACAAUUAUAUUAAGAUAUUUUUUUAUGUUGCACAAAAUUUAAUUUCUUAUUAGAAUUGUGUCGGUUUUUAUUUCUUAAACUGAUAUUUUUCGUAUGACAAACUUCUUAAAAAUAAUAAUUUGUUGCAGGAUAGAAAUUUCUUUAGUUUCUAGAUAUUUUUUAUUUCAUAGCUAAUUAAUACUUAAAAAACUUCGCGCGACAAAUAUCAGCCUUAUGUUUGUAUUUUCAAUCAAAUGGUAUUAAAACUUUGGGUGUUGGUAUAAUUUUAAUUUCAUUAUUUAACGGAAUGUUUCAAAUUGUUUGUACAAAAUUUGUUACAACAUAUGUCUAUAUAUGAUUUGUGGGUAUAUGUAUAUAUAUAUAUGUGUGUAUGUGUUGAAUGUGUAUAUACAUAUAUAUGAUAUAUCGUACCUGUGAUUUUAAUAGAUGUUAAGAAAUGAAUUGAUUAUAAGCAUUUCUAAUUUUUAAUGUUUAACUGGAAAUAAAACAAA
This is a messenger RNA of Camponotus floridanus (Florida carpenter ant), 1457 nucleotides long. RefSeq names its product nucleoside diphosphate-linked moiety X motif 8. Gene Ontology annotation, molecular function: coenzyme A diphosphatase activity. NCBI's taxonomy places the organism in Eukaryota, Metazoa, Arthropoda, Insecta, Hymenoptera, Formicidae. Bases 114 to 890 code for a protein of 258 amino acids. The transcript has 3 exons. The record is from RefSeq and is a predicted model, not a curated record.